Molecule: messenger RNA, 3752 nt
Organism: Glycine soja
Lineage: Eukaryota; Viridiplantae; Streptophyta; Magnoliopsida; Fabales; Fabaceae
Product: leucine-rich repeat receptor-like protein kinase TDR
Exons: 2
Coding region: 440-3532 (1030 amino acids)
Biological process (GO): protein phosphorylation
Molecular function (GO): protein binding; ATP binding; protein kinase activity
Source: RefSeq, a predicted model, not a curated record
GUUGCACAUAUUUAUCAAUUUGUUAGGCAAAGAUAAAGGAAACAAGGGAAUGAUGAAAAGUGGGAGCAAAAGAAAAGGAGAAAAGAAUUCCAAGAAAAUAAAAAGUAGGAGUGGAGAUAGCAGACAAAGGUAGAAUACAGAGGCAAGAGAAAGUGAGAUGAUGGUGUAGGAGCUUCAAAUAAAGGGAACUGGACCGUAGACAGGAGGGUGUAGAUGGAUGGUGGUGUGGUAGUAUUAUAGAAGAUGAAGUGUCUCUCUCUCUUGAUGUCUAGCAGUACCACCAACAAAACCCACUGAAGCAAAUUAUCAUGAUGAAACUCCCUCUGCACCCUGCACUCCGAAAAGGCGAUUGGCAUCCUCAUCAAAACCUUCCUUCCCUUAAAUUUACCCCUUUGAACACCACCCCCUUCUCAUCCACAACUCCCAACAGCCCAAAACCAUGAAACAUUUUCUUCUCUUUCUCAUCACAUUCUCCUUCCUCUGCCAAACACACCUACUCAUACUUCUCUCUGCCACAACAACCCUGCCCCUCCAACUUGUUGCUCUCCUCUCCAUAAAAUCAUCCCUCCUAGACCCUCUCAAUAACCUCCAUGACUGGGACCCCUCCCCCUCCCCCACCUUCUCCAACUCCAAUCCCCAACACCCCAUAUGGUGUUCCUGGAGAGCCAUCACAUGCCACCCCAAAACAUCACAAAUCACCACCCUAGACCUCUCCCACCUCAAUCUCUCCGGCACUAUCUCCCCCCAAAUCCGCCACCUUUCCACCUUAAACCACCUUAACCUCAGUGGAAAUGACUUCACCGGGAGUUUCCAAUACGCCAUUUUCGAACUAACAGAACUGAGAACACUAGACAUCAGCCACAACUCCUUCAAUUCAACCUUUCCACCGGGUAUAUCAAAACUCAAAUUCCUCAGGCACUUCAACGCCUACAGCAACAGCUUCACCGGCCCUCUCCCCCAAGAGUUAACCACCCUUCGUUUCAUCGAACAACUGAACCUCGGCGGAAGCUACUUCAGCGACGGGAUUCCACCAAGCUAUGGCACUUUCCCGAGACUCAAGUUUCUAGACUUAGCCGGUAACGCCUUCGAAGGUCCACUCCCACCCCAACUAGGCCACUUGGCUGAACUAGAACACUUGGAAAUUGGAUACAACAAUUUCUCAGGAACACUACCCUCAGAACUGGGAUUGCUUCCUAACCUCAAAUACUUGGACAUCUCAAGCACUAACAUUUCAGGGAACGUGAUUCCGGAGCUGGGAAACCUCACCAAGCUGGAGACACUUCUGCUGUUCAAGAACAGGUUAACAGGGGAAAUCCCAUCAACCUUAGGAAAAUUGAAGUCACUUAAAGGCCUUGAUCUGUCAGACAACGAACUCACUGGGCCAAUCCCCACUCAAGUCACCAUGCUAACCGAGCUAACCAUGCUCAACCUAAUGAACAACAACCUCACAGGGGAAAUACCACAGGGGAUUGGAGAACUACCUAAGCUAGACACUCUGUUCCUCUUCAACAACUCACUCACUGGAACACUCCCUCGACAACUUGGCUCCAACGGGUUACUGCUGAAACUAGAUGUUUCCACAAACUCACUCGAAGGUCCAAUCCCUGAAAAUGUGUGCAAAGGUAACAAGCUCGUGAGACUCAUACUCUUCCUCAACAGAUUCACCGGUUCUCUCCCACAUUCCCUCGCCAACUGCACCUCACUCGCUAGGGUUCGCAUCCAAAACAAUUUUCUCAACGGUUCAAUCCCCCAAGGCCUCACGCUCCUCCCUAACCUAACAUUUCUAGACAUCAGCACCAACAACUUCCGUGGUCAAAUUCCGGAACGCUUAGGUAAUUUGCAGUACUUCAACAUGUCCGGAAACUCCUUCGGAACCUCCUUACCGGCCUCUAUUUGGAAUGCUACUGAUCUUGCGAUCUUCUCUGCUGCUUCCUCGAACAUCACUGGUCAAAUUCCUGAUUUCAUAGGGUGUCAGGCAUUGUAUAAGCUCGAACUGCAGGGAAAUUCCAUCAACGGUACGAUUCCGUGGGACAUUGGACACUGCCAGAAGCUCAUUUUACUGAAUCUGAGUCGAAACUCACUCACCGGAAUCAUUCCCUGGGAAAUCUCCAUUCUCCCUUCCAUCACCGACGUUGAUCUCUCUCACAAUUCCCUCACCGGAACCAUUCCUUCGAACUUCAACAACUGCUCCACGCUCGAGAAUUUCAACGUUAGCUUCAACUCCCUCAUCGGUCCAAUUCCUUCCUCCGGCAUUUUCCCGAACCUACAUCCUUCCUCCUACGCCGGCAACCAGGGGCUCUGCGGCGGCGUGUUGGCCAAACCCUGCGCCGCCGACGCCCUCGCCGCCUCCGAUAACCAGGUCGACGUCCACCGCCAGCAGCCGAAGAGAACCGCCGGUGCAAUAGUCUGGAUCGUCGCGGCGGCGUUCGGUAUCGGCCUCUUCGUGCUCGUCGCCGGCACGCGCUGCUUUCACGCGAACUACAACCACAGGUUCGGCGACGAGGUAGGGCCGUGGAAGUUAACGGCGUUCCAGCGUUUGAAUUUCACGGCAGAGGACGUGCUGGAGUGUUUGUCGUUGUCCGAUAAGAUACUGGGGAUGGGAUCCACGGGAACGGUUUACAGAGCAGAAAUGCCAGGUGGCGAGAUCAUAGCGGUUAAGAAGCUGUGGGGGAAGCAGAAGGAGAAUAAUAUCAGACGGAGGAGAGGGGUUCUGGCUGAGGUGGAGGUGUUGGGAAACGUGAGGCACAGGAAUAUCGUGAGGUUGUUAGGGUGCUGCAGCAACAAUGAGUGCACCAUGCUGCUUUACGAGUACAUGCCCAAUGGCAAUUUGGAUGAUUUGUUGCAUGCCAAAAAUAAAGGAGAUAAUUUAGUUGCUGAUUGGUUCAAUAGGUACAAGAUCGCCUUGGGUGUGGCUCAGGGAAUUUGUUAUCUCCACCAUGACUGUGAUCCGGUAAUCGUACACCGUGAUCUCAAACCUAGUAACAUAUUAUUGGACGCUGAGAUGAAGGCCAGAGUGGCAGAUUUUGGUGUUGCCAAGUUGAUUCAGACCGAUGAGUCCAUGUCUGUCAUUGCCGGUUCCUAUGGCUACAUUGCUCCAGAAUAUGCUUACACCCUUCAAGUCGAUGAGAAGAGUGACAUUUACAGCUACGGAGUGGUGUUGAUGGAGAUCCUUAGCGGAAAACGUUCGGUGGAUGCAGAAUUUGGCGAUGGGAACAGCAUUGUUGAUUGGGUUAGGUCUAAGAUAAAGUCAAAAGAUGGCAUUAAUGACAUAUUGGACAAGAAUGCAGGGGCAGGGUGCACCUCAGUGAGAGAAGAGAUGAUACAAAUGCUUAGGAUUGCAUUGCUUUGCACCAGUAGAAACCCAGCGGAUAGGCCUUCUAUGAGGGAUGUUGUGUUGAUGCUGCAAGAGGCCAAGCCAAAGAGGAAAUUGCUUGAUAGUGUUAUUGUGGGUCGAUGUGCUGGGGACAAUGUGGUUGGUGGUGGUGGGGGUGACAUUCCUUUGCCACAAAAGCCAACCGCGGAUCAAUGCUAAUGUGUUUAUAUGAUUGAAAUGUUUUUUCUUCUUCUUCUUCUUUUUUAUAUUUUGGAUAUUUUUCUUAUUGUGGGGGAUUGGUAUAGGAGAAAGUCAUUUUCUAUUUUACUUCCAAUGGAAUUUCAAGUGUUACUUGUUCUAGUUUUUCUCCCGUGUUAUAUAUUGUCAUGACUCUUGUUUGCUAAUGCUUAUAUAUAUUAGAAAGUGUGCGGCUCAUGAA